CAAACACUAGUCUUGAAUUCAAAGGCUGCCCUUAGAUAUCUCACCCAAACAGCUCAAACCCUUUAAAACAAAAAAAACUAAUUUCCCUGCCUGCAUUGUCAUGCAGCUCUUGCAGACCCUUCUCAAUUCCACCAACCCUUCAAUUUGGUUUUUUCCUAAUUAACUUCUUCUUCUUCUUCUUCUUCUUCAUCAUCAUCAUCUCAUAAUUAAACCCCCACCGUUUAAUCACAUUUUUCUUCCCCUUUGGCCUUUUUGCAUUUUCAUUUGAUCACAACAUUAUAUCUCAAUUGCCAAAAAAAAAAAAUCACAAAGCCUAAAGCCAAAACCAAAAACAUAGAUUAAUUAGCGCUUCAUGCAAUCAAGGGUACUCCUUAUUGGUCAUCAUAUUCAUCAUCAUCUAAUAAAGAGUUUUCCUGGCACAGUUUCUAGGUUGUUGGGUUGCUAAUGGGCGUGCGCGAGGCCAGGCUUCUCCGCGCACCAAAUCCUAAUAUUUUCUUCUUCAUCAUCCUCUUAUCAUGUUAUUUCUUCAUGUCUUCAUCAUUUGCUGGAUCAGACUCUGACGCCCUCUUGAGUUUCAAGGACUCCUUGUCCAACACCAGAGCUCUUAGCAGUUGGAGUCCCUCCACAAACCCAUGCAAGGGAAAUAGAGGAAACUGGAUUGGAGUGCUUUGUUUUAAUGGCACCGUUAGGGGCUUGCAACUCGAAAACAUGGGAUUAAAGGGUACGGUGGAUCUGAAUUAUCUGGUCUCCAUGGAAAACUUGAAGACCAUAAGCUUCAUGAACAACACAUUUACUGGUGCAAUGCCCGAUAUCAAGAAACUUAUAUGGUUAAGAUCGGUCUAUUUGUCGUACAACCAUUUUUCAGGAGAGAUACCGGAGGAAGCGUUUUUGGGUAUGAGAUUUCUAAAGAAAGUGUUGCUCACAAACAAUGAGUUUAGUGGCAAAAUCCCUCUGUCUCUCACCGCAUUGCCUCGCCUUACCGAAUUGAGGCUGGAUGGCAACAAGUUUGAAGGCCAAAUCCCGGAUUUUCAUCAGCCCAGUUUGAAGAGCCUGAAUGUCUCCAAUAACGAAUUGAAUGGUCCAAUACCACCAAGCCUUAGCAAGAUGGAUUCAACUUCUUUUUUGGGAAAUGAAAAUCUGUGUGGAGAGCCGUUGGGAUCAUGCAAGCCCCCAAAAGUGUCCCCUAGCAUUCCUCCUUCCAUUCCCCCUGUAAAAGUCUCAGGAAAGAAAUCGGUUCGAAAUAUCGUCCUAAUUGUGGUGAUUCUUGUGUUGGUAGCAGUGGCAUUUGCUGCGGCUUUCAUCAUAUCCCACUUGAGGAGGCAGCAGGGUUUGCUACAUGAGAAUAAAACUCCAACAUUAUUAAUGAAUGAUCAUAACAAGUAUGCAGCAUCCUACGGGAGCCCAAUGCAAAUCAAGUCACCGGAAACCCAUGCACAUCCAAGGAGGUCAGAACAGGGGAAGCUGUUCUUUUUGUGGGAGGAUAGAGCAACCUUUGAUUUGCAUGACCUGCUUAGAGCAACCGCCGAGAUCCUAGGUAGCGGAACAUUUGGGGCUUCAUACAAGGCUACCAUAUUGAGUGAUAAUGUGGUCGUCAAGCGGUAUAAGCAGAUGAACAAUGUAGGUAGAGAGGAUUUCCAUGAGCACAUGAGAAGGCUAGGAAGUUUGACACACCCCAACUUGCUUCCUCUUGUGGCUUAUUAUUACAAAAGGGAAGAGAAGCUUUUGGUUUCUGACUUUGUUGAGAAUGGGAGCUUGGCUUUUCAUCUUCAUGGCAAUCACAACAUAGAUGAUCCUGUGUUAGACUGGCCAACUCGGUUGAGAAUCAUCAAAGGCGUUGGCAAGGGCUUGUCUUCCUUGUACAGCACCCUACCCAGCCUGGUUGCAGCUCAUGGUCAUCUGAAAUCUUCAAAUGUGCUCCUGAACGAAUCCAUGGAGCCCCUGCUUAACGAUUAUGGUUUGAUCCCGGUCAUCAACCAAGACCACGCACAGCACCUCAUGAUGGCUUACAAGUCACCGGAAUUCGCUAAAUAUGGCCGGAUAACCAAGAAAACUGAUGUGUGGAGCUAUGGAAUUCUGAUAUUGGAGAUGUUGACAGGCAGGUUCCCAGAGAACUAUCUCACCCAAAGGCAUGACCCAGAUGCUGAUUUGGUGAAUUGGGUCAAUGAAAUGAUCAAGCAAAAAAGAACCAGCGAAGUGUUUGAUUCGGAAAUGGAGGGAACCAGGGACAGUAAAGGGGAGUUGGUAAAGCUCUUGAAGAUAGGAAUGAGUUGUUGUGAGGAGGAUGUGGAAACAAGAUUGGAUUUGAAUCAGGCAAUUGAGAUGAUUGAGGAAGUGGAUGAAGGUGAGAGUGAUUGAGAAACUUUUUUGGUCAAUCAUAAAACUACAUUGUUUGGGAAGGGGUUUGGAGGAUUUCAAGAAGAUAUAUAUGUUUUUUUGGCGAUAUAUGAAUUCUUUUUGUGAGUGCCUAUGGCUGGUUUGGCCUUUGAUAGCAGCUUACAUGAAGAGUUUGCAGUGGUAUAUAUAUACACACAUAUAUACCAUGCUUGUAGCUUCCUAAACAUGCAUAAAAACAAUGAAAAAAGAAAUUCAAUGGUUUUGUUUGUUUGUUUGUUUUUUUUUUUUUUUUGUUUUUUUUUCCUUGCAUUUUCUCUUUUUUUCUUUAUUUUUAAGGUCAGGAAGUAAAUUGUGUUGGAAAUGUAGAAGUUGGGAGACACUGACGCAUGCAUAUAUGUGUCAUGUUGUUGUAUAUUAAGGCGCUUUUGUUUAUAGAACAAAUUUUAGAAUUUUUUUUUUUUUUUUCACUUU
This is a messenger RNA of Ziziphus jujuba (common jujube), 2805 nucleotides long. Its product is annotated as pollen receptor-like kinase 4. Bases 445 to 2355 code for a protein of 636 amino acids. Gene Ontology annotation, molecular function: protein kinase activity; protein binding; ATP binding. The record is from RefSeq and is a predicted model, not a curated record. Gene Ontology annotation, biological process: protein phosphorylation. The transcript is spliced from 3 exons. NCBI's taxonomy places the organism in Eukaryota, Viridiplantae, Streptophyta, Magnoliopsida, Rosales, Rhamnaceae.